Molecule: messenger RNA, 678 nt
Organism: Prunus armeniaca (apricot)
Lineage: Eukaryota; Viridiplantae; Streptophyta; Magnoliopsida; Rosales; Rosaceae
Source: the annotation of a GenBank genome assembly
AUGGGGGUCAAAACUGAUUUCAAACCCGAGUAUGGAGAAAGACGUACUCCCUUGCCUCCAGGGCCUUGGAAUUUUUCAAGAGCAGAGAAGAGAGCGAUUCAAGACUUCUUGGCCUUAAAUCAUGAUUGUCAUACCUUGAUGCAACAAUUGCUCCUUGUGGCAAUUCGUUUUGUUUUGGAGAAGCCUGCAAGAUAUAUGAAAGUGCUAAAGGGGUAUAUUCAAAACCAUAUUCGUCCCGAAGGUUGCAUUGCUGAGCGGUAUAUAGCUAAAGAAGCUAUAGAGUUUUGCACCGAGCAUUUAUCUGAUGUUAGUACAGUUGAAGUGCCAUCAAGCCAGAAGAUGGGAGUUUCAAAGCCAUUAUCAGGUUGCACAGUGAGCUUAGUUGAUCGGGACUCGUUGAACCAGGCAAAUCUAUAUAUCUUGGAGAAUACAGAGGAAGUCCUACCUUAUAUCGAAGAACAUAUGAUCCACAUCAAGACCACUUAUCCAAAAUUUAGAAAGAAAACAAAGUGGCCGCAAGAUAAGCACAAUAGCACUUUCAUUCAAUGGCUACACUUUAAGGUUCAAAGUGAACUUAAUGGGGAAGAAAAUAAUGGCGUAUUAGAAAAUUUGAGGUGGCUAGCAGCUGGUCCAAGCAUGGCAGGCCAUCAUAUAGGAGCUAUCUUAUUAAUGGUGUAA